GGCAUAGACCAGAAAAAGAGAACUCCCUAGGAUUUACUCCGCCCAAUUGCCCAAUGUAACCCGCAACAAGCAACUCUGGCGGGUCCCACAUGACAGCGGUGAGAUUUGUUUGGAACCCAUGUGGGGCUCUCUCUCUCUCUCUCUCUCUCGUUCGCUGCGCCCAGUGCCUAAAAGAGACGCAGGAUCGAUGUCUCGCAUUGCUUUGCUCAACGCCAAAGAGGCAGAGAGCAGCACUGUAGCCCAUCACGCGGUGGGAGCUCCCUCUGAUCUCUCGUAAACUGCAACCACCACGAGCAUCACCAGUGUACUGUAGCUAGGUAGCACUGGAGAGCAUGAUAAUAGCUGCUCUUUAAAUUGCUGCUCUCUUCUUCUCUCUGGCUCUUUUAUACUCUUUCAUGCUCUCCCUAGCAUUUGGGAGGCAAGCUGGUAAACGCUCAGGUUCAGUAGCUAGCUAGCGAUCAUCAUGGGGAAAAGGGGAGGUGGGAGCUCUUGGCUCACCGCCGUCAAGAGAGCCUUAAUUAGAUCCCCUUCCAAAGACAAGGACGAUGAAGAAAAGCGAGCCAGGAUCAGCAGCUGCCAGCAAAGACUGGCACCACCAGCCGCAGCGACUGUGACCUACGACAAAGGCACGCUAUCGCCUGGCCGUUGCCUACUGUCUGCGACAGCAGAGGCCGCUGUUGCUACCGCUCAAGCAGCGGCAGAGGUUGUGAGGCUCACAAGGCCCAGUCCCGUCUUCAUCAAGGAGCACCGUGCCGCCGUCUCGAUCCAAACUGCAUUUAGGGGGUAUUUGGCGAGGAGAGCACUGAGGGCGCUGAAGGGGUUGGUGAAGCUGCAAGCUCUAGUGAGGGGUCACAAUGUGAGGAAGCAAGCUAACAUGACACUUCGAUGCAUGCAAGCGCUCGUUAGAGUUCAAGCCAGAGUAAGAGACCAAAGGAUGAGGCUGUCUCAGGAUGGCGUCGGGUGUAGUAGUACUAAAUCUUCGCUUAGCUGUGAUACUUCCAUGUGCAUGGACUCCAGAUAUCUACAAGAGUUGGCCGAGCGCAGAUCCAUGUCGAGUGGCUUUGCCGCCGAUGAUUGGGAUGACCGUCCGAGGACGAUCGAGGACAUCCAAGCGAUGCUGCAGAGCAGGAAAGAGGCUGCCCUCAAAAGAGAAAGGGCUCUCUCUUACGCAUUCUCACAUCAAGUAUGGAGAGCAGAUAGGAAUCUGUCUCAACCCCUCGCAGAAGACGAAGAAAUGGAAGCAGAGCAAGAGCCCCCGCGCUGGCUCGACCGGUGGAUGGCAUCUCGAUCCUCCUUCGCAAACCACAGAAGCAGCAGCAGGUCAAGAACCUCAACGGACCACCGAGACCCGAUUCAAAAACCCUGGAAUGUUGACACCGGCCUCCUUACUCCUACUCGACUCCCACAGCAGAAGGCAACAUCCAGCCUCAUCUCCCCUCCACAAAGCCCCACCAGUACCCCAUCACCCCCUCCCCUGAAAGCUCGGCCAAUUCCAAGUCCGGUCGGCGAGUCCCGUUGA
Messenger RNA from Asparagus officinalis (garden asparagus), 1519 nucleotides. Its product is annotated as protein IQ-DOMAIN 1-like. The transcript is spliced from 6 exons. Lineage: Eukaryota; Viridiplantae; Streptophyta; Magnoliopsida; Asparagales; Asparagaceae. The record is from RefSeq and is a predicted model, not a curated record. The coding region runs from base 464 to 1519 and encodes 351 amino acids. Gene Ontology annotation, molecular function: protein binding.